UCAAUGUGUCUGCAGAAAUACCUUGAGACUGUAGGAGCCUCUGUCACACUAUUUCUGCACUUUUUUUUACACUUUUGGUCUUAGCAAAUCUUUUUUUUCUUCAAAGACAGUUUUAAGAUGAUUUCCUCUUCGCCGUUUCUUCUGCUGCUUCUCUCCGGGUGGGGUUUGCUCAGUUUUGUCUCGGGUUCCCCCGCUGUGGAGGAAGCUUACGAGGCUGUGGUGAGCAUCGUGUCUCCAGGACAGCAGUAUCUGACCGGGGAAUCUCUUCACUCCCUCUUUAAUACACUGGAGCACCGUGUGCACUGCGGCGAAGUGCCGUGUGAAAAGUGUGAUCUUGCAGAUGCCGUUCAUCAGCUCAUAGGCAAUCCCGACGUCCAAUAUGAGGAAGAAACUAGAAGAAACAGUGUAAAUGUGGCUGUCACUGUAUCUCAGUUCACGGCUCUCGCCUCCGGCUCCGUCCUUUACCUUUCUUCUCCUGGCCUGGUCUGCACAGCGAUAAAAACAGGAACAUGGGGAGAAGAGACUGAAAAAUUCCUGCACAAAUUCACACAUAAUGAUCCCCAUGAACACAAGAGUGAGGCAAACCAUGACCAUGAACACAUAGACGUCCAUGGAUUAGAAGGUGUCAUUCAAGAGCUUCGCAGCCACUACGACCCCACAGAAAGUGAGAACUGUAUAAGCGCUAGUGGCAUCAUGGCACAGGUUGACGCAUCAUCAGGAGACCAGAAACAGGAAGUGGGUGCGGUUUUGGGAUAUGUGCUGUAUCAUGCCCUGCAAGGUCACUGCUUCGCUGAUCAGUCCCUGCCUGAUGAGAGCUUCUUCGUGAACUACAUCAUGGAGCAGCUCGGCUCAGAAAAUUUCACUAUCCUGGACCUAAAGGCUCUCAUGAAGAGCCUGAAUAUCGGACCUAGCUCGGAGGAAGACCAUGGACAUGAGCACACAGCAGAUGAACACGCCGACCAUGAUGACAAUGUCCAGAGAUGGAGGAAGAGAAGCAGUGACAGUGUUGAGGGACGUGAAAGUAAUAACACUUGGGAACAGCGUUGUUUCUCAGCUGAAGAACUGGUCCAGAUCUACGGUCUGGCAGAGAAUAGCUCUGCCUCCUCUGGUCUGGGUCGGCCUGGCGUGGUUCAGCUCAGCCCUGCGCUUGUCCAGCAGAUCCUGAGCGGAGCCUGUGCAGAUAUUACAGAUCCAGAAAAACCUGAUGGGCUCUCCAAGGCUGAGAGAUACCUCUAUGCAACCAUCGCCAAUUUCCUGAUAACAGUGAUAUCCAUGUUUGGCAUUGUGGUGUUGCUGUGUGCCGCCUGUACUAGUGUUUUCCAGAUGUGCAUCCAGUUUUGCAUCAGCCUGGCAGUCGGUUCACUGACUGGAGAUGCCCUAUUGCACCUGAUGCCAACAUUUCUGGGUUUGCACGUGCACUCAGACAACGGUGGCAGCAGCGAACAUUCAAGUCACAGUCAUGAGGAGGAAACUCCGGACUACGUAUACAAGAUGCUGGUACUGAUUGCAGGGAUCUACUGCUUUUACCUGAUGGAAGUUUCCUUCUCUCUGAUCACAUAUGGUGAUAAGCAUAACGACCAUAAACAUCACCAUGGGGAAGAAUCUGAGCCUCACCACUGUGACCAUGGGAGAGUUUUAGAGAUGUAUCAACAGGAACAGAAACAAAAAGACACAAAGUCACAGUCCAUAUCCAAAGAAGACCUGGUUAGCUGUGAGGACAAUGAGAAACCGCUUCCAGAGCCAAAGGAGCGCACCAGAGAGCAGCGACUGCUGCCUUAUAUGAUUACGAUCGGUGACACGAUCCACAACUUUGCAGACGGCUUAGCGCUAGGUGCAGCUUUCGCCCUGUCCUGGAAGUCUGGUCUGGCCACGUCACUGGCUGUACUCUGCCAUGAGUUACCGCAUGAGCUCGGUGACUUUGCCAUUUUGCUCAACUGUGGCCUGUCUGUCCGCAAGGCCUUAGCUCUAAACAUCGCCAGCACCCUGACCUCGUUCAUCGGCAUGUACGUCGCUCUGUCUGUAGCCACUGACCUCGCUACCCAGCAGUGGAUAGGUGCCAUUACUGCAGGGCUCUUUCUAUACGUGGGACUCGCUGAUAUGCUGCCCACCAUGAUCCAUAUCAGCAACAAGAAACCCUGGAUGACAUUUCUGCUGCAGAAUGUCGGCCUUUUAGCAGGGUGGGGUAUUUUAUUAUUGUUGUCUCUUUAUGAAGAGAAGAUAAGUUUUUAAUGCACAGUCUGGAAAGUGAACGGUCUCUCUGAGAUCUUAUGAGAGUUUAUGAUUGUUGCUGACAGGUUGCUGUAAGACCUAGUUUAUACUUGAUUUCUUAAGGAAUUCCUAAUGAAGACACGGUGUACCAGACACACAAAACCCACUUGUGCAGUCUGCCAAGGUGAAGAGUGUCUCUGCAAACCAUUCGUUUCAUAGCAUUUAUUUUCUGUUCGAGGUAUUAGAAAAGAGAGCAGGUUUCAAUAUUGAAGAUCACAAGAAAUGUAGUACCACAGAUAACCCAGAGACCACAAUAACCCAUUAAAUUAUUUGAGUGUGUUUAGUUAAAAGUUCCUUUUAUUUGUUGCACUGAUAACGUUUCACUGACAGCAAAUACCAGAAUGUGCUGCUCUGCUGUAUUAGAUAGAUUUGUCCAAAAAUAUCACUUAGACACUUGAAAUGUAAACCAAAGGGAAAUGUAACAUUCAAGCAAACAUGUCUUUUUCUAAUUCUAGAUAAAAAAUAAUAAUAUAAUUAUCUGGAUUUUUUUUUUUUUAUAAAAAUAAGUAAAAUGCUUUUUCUUUGUACCUUUUAAUAAACUGAUAUAUUAUUACAUACUUAUUGUAGUGGUUUGGGAAUUUUAGGAUUUGUGAAAUCUUCCUAUAAAAUCUGGUUUAAGAGUGUCACACUGAGACAGCAUAUUAUGGGAAGUUAAAGAAGUAACCCACAAGAAUUCAACCAAACAAAAGGAAAUCUCUCUGCUCUCUUCUGUUCUGCUACUCAAUUCCAAAACAUGCAGCCUCACUCGCAGUGGUCCACUUGCACAGCUAAAGAAAGGUGCUCUAUAGCCAAAAUACACAAAUAACCAAAGGUGGUACAGUGGUUAACACAGUAGGAAGGUGCUAGGCUUGAACCAAGCCAAUGGAUGGGGCCUAUUAAAUGUUCUCCCCAUGCCUGCGUGGUCACUCCACAGUCCACAGUGGUUCUAAAUUGCCUGUAGCUGUGAACAUAAACCAUAAUGUCUCGCUGGGUAACCCUCUGAUAGACUUGUGAUUUCUCCAGGGUAUACUUCGCCUUUUUCCCUAUGACAGUUGUGAUAGGCUCCAGCUCUUAUCCACCAUGUAUUUUGUGAAAUUUGAGUUCAAAUUCUGCAUUUUGACCUUUAACCUUUAAUAGAGCGUUCACCUGUGCUUUUGCAUUAGAUAACAAGUUGUAAGUGGAGAAGACAGGUUACGUCUUUAAUCUGCGUAAAGUCAUGGAGGUUAGGCGACAACUGCACUUUAUCUCGCUUUAUGCUCUAAUCUCCUAAACUUAGAGCUCAUAUGAACAUCCUCAUUAGGGACAAAGUCCACUGACAACACAUCACAUGCCGACACAGAAGGAUGUUUAUUACUUUACACUCCAUAUGUAUGCAUGUAAGCAUGCAGACUGUCUCAGACACGGUGACGUACAUGAUUGCAGCAGCUGAGGGUUGUACGCUGACACUUUAAGAACACACUUUAAAAGCAAAUUAGAGAACUGCUGACACACACACACACACACACAAAGCUCAUCCCCCUGAUGUCAGCUUUCCAAACUGGUAUCCAUAAUUUUGAAUCCUGACUGAAUGUUUUCAGCGAUUUUAUGAGCCCACGGAGUCCUCUAACCUGACGUGCCAAUAAAACACUCAAAUUUAAUUAUCUCUCAGAUUGGACCUUUGAGCAUCUCAUAUAUUACACUGCACAAUACAUCUUUUACAGUAGUGCUGGAAAACAGCAGACAGUUUUACAGGCAGAAAAUAAAGACAGGGGAUUAUAUGGUAACUGAAAUAAAAGACUAUGUGAAGGAGCUAUAAAAACUGGAUCAAAUAUAAAAGCAAACUUCCACUGUUAUUGGAAAGCAAUGGGACACUUAUACGUGUUAACAUAAAGGCAGUGGUGAACACGAAGAGCCUUUUUUGCAGUUAUAUUCACAAAGCAAUCUACAGUUCAGGUACCAUUUAAAGGUGAAAUUACAGCCAUACGUGUUUAACUGAAUGACUGUUAUCAAAUGGAGAUGAUGAGUGGAAGAGCAGGACAGUCUGAGACCAUUAUUGCUACUGGCUGAGUGGUCAUAUGACUAACAUGCAAGGAGCUAAAGCAUGCGAGUGCUGUCAGUGAGGGCAUGUCUGCUAUUUAAGCUUCAAACUUCCUCUAGAAGGCUAGUAGCUCAACUGCAAACACGUUGCCUCCUGUAGAAAUAGAAACUGAAUAAUUGUGGUUUUAAAUUAUUAGCUUGGACUCCCUGUUGCCCUCCUCACUUUUGUCACACCUACCUUAACUCUUCAUGGCUCAAAUUCAUCAAGAUGCUGGAAACAUUUCCCAGAGUUUUUGGUCGAUAUUGACGUGGUAGCAUUAGCAUGCAUUCUCUUUAUUGCACGAGGGUGUAACUGUCAGUAUCCCUGCGUCUUCCACUGCCAGCCAUUUCAUUUUGUACAAUUCCCACCAGCUCUUUAAAGUCUGCUUUUUGCGCAAUCUUUUCAGCACCCUUAAUCUUAUCAGCAAACUGUGUUUAUGUGCUAAAAGUAAUAAUUUCCUUGUAAGUAAACCCAAUUGUAAAGUGUGAUUUCCCUAACUUAUUUACACAAGGCACUUUGUAGAGGGUACAGCAGCCGUGACCGUUUGUCUUGAGAACUGUUUGACCAAAGUUCUUCUGCAAUCAAAUCUCGUAAACUCGGCGGCCAUUUUCAAAUGCUGCCAGGUAUUUAUUUGGGCAGGUUUUUCAGAGGUCACACAAAAAAUGUAUGACUAGAAUGAAAUAGGAUUUUUGACUUUUUUUUUCUUUCUUUUUUUUCUUUUUUAAAGGAGUUGCCCACAGAUUUAAAUUUAGGAUCUAUAAAGUAAAGUGUGUUAUGUAAGUAUAACGCCUCGCCUGCAUCAGCUAGCUUGCAGGCUUUGCUCCAUUUAGCAGGUUGGUUAGUUAAUGGUAAUAGCUUUGCUAUCAGUUUGUUAUAAGUAGUGCCAAACAUUGUGAUUAAAAUGGCCAUUUAAUGGGAAUAAAAUGCUUUUAUCAGCAGCCUGAUGUCUUCAUAAUCUUCAACACACACUGAGAGAUGAUGGGCAUUUACUCUGUAAUGAGCACCGGCUAAACAGAAAAUCUGUCAUGCAUUCUGUCUCACCUCAUUUAACAAAUGUAUGCCUGGCGCUGUGGCAUCUUUCAAACCUGAGAUCCUGCA
This is a messenger RNA of Maylandia zebra (zebra mbuna), 5401 nucleotides long. It is a transcript of the gene slc39a4, whose product is annotated as solute carrier family 39 member 4. Lineage: Eukaryota; Metazoa; Chordata; Actinopteri; Cichliformes; Cichlidae. The record is from RefSeq and is a predicted model, not a curated record. Gene Ontology annotation, cellular component: plasma membrane. Gene Ontology annotation, biological process: zinc ion import across plasma membrane; intracellular monoatomic cation homeostasis. Gene Ontology annotation, molecular function: monoatomic cation:bicarbonate symporter activity; zinc ion transmembrane transporter activity.